Daldinia caldariorum is the source of this 1321-nucleotide messenger RNA. RefSeq lists its product as uncharacterized. The record is from RefSeq and is a predicted model, not a curated record. The transcript has 2 exons. Bases 292 to 1101 code for a protein of 269 amino acids. NCBI's taxonomy places the organism in Eukaryota, Fungi, Ascomycota, Sordariomycetes, Xylariales, Hypoxylaceae.
UAGAUCCGCCCAUACACCUGUUUCUUCUUCUUCCCGGAUGCGCUCCUUAGUAUCCCCUAGAAGAAAAAUUAUACUCUACUAAGGGAUGUAGAGUAUAUAUCAGAUUGAGAAAAGAACACAAGUAGCCUGUAUCCAUCUUGAAACUCGUUAUGCCAUCCGUCUAAACCUCGUCGGCACUUAACACCCCUAUCGCUAACCAGCCUGUCCGCUCCAUAUACUUCACCCGAUUAGGUACACAACAACCAACAGCAACUAACUACCACUCCAAAAGAAAUUAAAAAAAAAAAAAAAAUGGCCGAAUACGCGGCGGCAGCCAUAAGUGCCAUAACGGCAUCAGCGGCCAUCGUCAGCAGCUCGACGGCGCAUAGGCAACAGAUAUACCGGGGCUACAACGCCAUCGAAAACCCGCCGUGGCAGCGCCGUCCCCCCUUCACAAGUAUGUCUCCCCGCCGCUUCAACGCUUACUACGGCUGCGAAUACGGCCAGCCGCUGUACUACCCCUCCGGACUACACGAGCACCUCGUGCACCACACCGAGUGUCCGGCCUCGCAGUGCCACUACCAAGCUUUCUUAAUAGACUCCAUCCAGCGGUACAACGCAUCCCGGCUCGCCCUCCGCGAGACCUACGUCUGGAACCUGCGGGAGCUAGCGCGCGUGCACGCGUCGCAGCCGCGCAAGCCCGACGCGGAGAAGCACGCCGAGGCCGAGCGCCUGUACGCGUACUACGUCUCGCGCGUGCGCGACGUCUUCGAGGAGCACCGCUACGACCACCGCCGCCUCCUCGGCCAGGACUACCUGUACUGGACCCAGCCCGACCGCGAGCACGACCACGUCCGCCGCCUCCUGCUGCUGCCUUUCCGCGCCGUCUCGAGGAGCAGGAGCAGGAGCAGGAUCGCGAGUCUGGUCGAGGAGCAUCCUAGCGACGACGCGGGUGCGAGGAAUAGCGGUGGUACUUGCGACGCGCUGGGGACUGCUGGGACCUCUAAUACCACCGCGGCCGCUAUUCAGGAAGUGCGGGAAGAAAACGAAGAAGAAGAAAACUCGGAAUGCACGGAGAUUUCGGUGGAAAGCAACACGAAAGAGAAAAGAAGAGUAGCAUAAACUUCCUUUUUUUUUUCUAUCUGCUUUUGGGGCCAUACCAUUAAAACAACGCCUCCGUAACAAAUAUGCCAAAUCUUGGCAUCUAGGAGUAGACGGGGCCAGUGGAAAAGGGAAAUUCUAUGGACCUAAGAUAGACAAGUCUACCUAAAGGAGGUAGCUAGCUAGGUAGCUAUCUGGUAUAGGUAGCUCGGUGGUGGAGGCAAUGGGAGUAGUACAAAAA